This is a messenger RNA of Aspergillus niger, 294 nucleotides long. RefSeq lists its product as hypothetical. NCBI's taxonomy places the organism in Eukaryota, Fungi, Ascomycota, Eurotiomycetes, Eurotiales, Aspergillaceae. The record is from RefSeq and is a predicted model, not a curated record. The transcript has 3 exons. The coding region runs from base 1 to 294 and encodes 97 amino acids.
AUGGCCCGACCAGGGUGCCGGGAAAAGCUCACCGAAGGCCCCCGUGCUAUAGCCAAGGUUUGGAGUUGCACGGACGCAUCCCCGGUUCUGGUUGAUGGACCACCAAAGGAACCUCUCCCGGCAAAUGACAACCCCGAAUCAUCCGACCAGAUGAUGAUGGGUUGCAACGUUCCAGCUGGAAGCUCGGACUUGCACGACCCUGCUGUCUGCGCCCAUCGCGCGCCUACUGCUUGGGUGGAAGAGGGGGGGGUUCAGACACCCGAGCGGCUUGUUGGUGGCACAAUGGGAAAUUGA